Molecule: messenger RNA, 1335 nt
Organism: Aspergillus fischeri NRRL 181
Lineage: Eukaryota; Fungi; Ascomycota; Eurotiomycetes; Eurotiales; Aspergillaceae
Exons: 4
Coding region: 1-1335 (444 amino acids)
Source: RefSeq, a predicted model, not a curated record
AUGACCGAGACUGAUCAGCAGGCUUUGCUCCAAUACAAAGCUCAUCGUCCACAAACCUGGGCGGAACCAGCCCGCAAACGGCGUCCCGGCAUUACCUUCUUACAAGCGCUGUGGAGAUUCCACUAUGCCAACCAGCUCAGUACCGGUUUGGGUUAUUGGUCUGAGGAAGCCAAGAACGAUGCGCAGGAAGCUCUGGAAGACGAUAUGCAAUGGAAGGCAUAUCAACGCGAUAUUGAAGAGAACGCGGGCACGGAUAAUGACGACAAGAUCGAUGUCGGCAAGUUUACCUCAACCCGAUCGUUUCAGCUCCGCAUCAGCAACGAAAUACCCACGGACCUGACUCAAGGUGAUAUAUCACCUGAGGAUCCUGAAUCGUCUGAGCAUUCUGAAUCGCCCGAGGGUCCUAUGUCGUCUAGGACAAGAACAAAGUUAACCAAAGGGGGACCUCCAACGGCACCGGUAGAAAACUUACCAGCGGUUGAAACUAUGCCCGACGCUGAGACGCGGAGCAACGAUACUCGCAAUGAUACUGAUUCUACGCAGGGGGCACGGAGCGCAACUGCUCAAACAGGUAAUACCACGGCUGGCGGACUAUCCUUCUUCUCUGCGGCGCAUCCCGACUCAGCAAAACACGUGUUCGCCCGAACAAAGGACGAGGAAACCGUGAACAUGGCUCUUGUGAAUUUCCUCGACGUGAUGAGCUAUUACUGCAAGAAAGUAAGGAAGCUGCGAUGGGAUCUGGACAGACAAAAUGUGACCGUCACUGUGGGAAAGGCUACGAUUGUAGCAAGGACAGAUGGCCGCUUGUCCAAACGAGCUGCACCAAGUGACAGUCAGAACUUCGCCAUUGUAGAAGUAAAACCGUUCAUCUUGCGGGAGAACCCCGAUAAGACCCUGAUGCAAAUGGGAAUGGAGAUGGUAGCAUGGAUCGGCCAAUCUAUCCAUGACGGUAAAGAAGUCUCUCCGUACAUCUUGAUAAGCCAGCACCGACAAGAGGUCUUCGUUACGUUCGCAAAACCCGGCGACGGCUAUAAGAAAUAUCUGGAGAAGAAUGGUCCCGACUCAAUGACUCCAGAGGAGAGUGACUUUCUGAGAUUGCAUUGCUUUGGUCCCUUCGACAUCUUUGAUGCGAAGCCCAUCCGCACCCACCAUACCCCUACAUCACAGCAACGGCUGGAACGUGCUGAAGCUGAAGGCUUAAGGCUGCAAGAACUGGUCGGUGAUAGUGACGCCCUCUAUCAAGAGGAAGUCCUUAAGGUCGAACAGAAAUACAAACAGGCCUUGAAAGCAAAGGACAAGGAGGCAGACACCCUGAAGCACCAAAUUAAGGAAUAG